This is a messenger RNA of Ruditapes philippinarum (Manila clam), 2280 nucleotides long. RefSeq names its product acetylcholine receptor subunit alpha-1-A-like. The coding region runs from base 191 to 1516 and encodes 441 amino acids. The transcript has a single exon. Gene Ontology annotation, biological process: nervous system process; monoatomic ion transmembrane transport; signal transduction. NCBI's taxonomy places the organism in Eukaryota, Metazoa, Mollusca, Bivalvia, Venerida, Veneridae. Gene Ontology annotation, molecular function: transmembrane signaling receptor activity; neurotransmitter receptor activity; extracellular ligand-gated monoatomic ion channel activity. The record is from RefSeq and is a predicted model, not a curated record. Gene Ontology annotation, cellular component: synapse; membrane; neuron projection.
AACAUAUCAACAGAACGCUUUUAUCUAGCCUAAUAACAACCAAAAUCGUUAUUAUUUUUUUACUGUUUGCACCAAUAUAAUCUAUAAAUUAGGUACAUUGAGGUAGCGAGAACAGUUGAAAUCAAAUACCAAAAUUGAACCAGUAAUAAAUUUGCUUUGACUAUUUACAAAGCUAUUUGAUUUAGACGACAUGAAAAACAAACCUAAAGAAGGAUAUUUUCUUGUGACCUUUGUGGUGUUCUUACUGCUAGCAAAUUGUCAUGGAUGUUAUGGUGCCAGUAGUGGACAUGAAAUUUGGAAUUACCUGUUUCUCAAUGGUACAUACAACAACGAAGUGAGGCCAGUGAAGGAUUGGGGCACACCAACACAUGUAAACGUUAGCGUUGCCGUUAUAGCGGUGGUUGAUUUCAAUGAAGUUAAGCAAACAAUUAUUCUUACUUCCAAGUUAACAAUUGUUUGGAAAGAUGAAUAUUUGGUCUGGGAUCCGCUUAAUUUUGGAAAUAUCACUCAUAUCCAUGUUCUUCAAUCAAAAGUCUGGAAACCGUACUUGUUUCUUGAAAAUUCUGUAUCUAAACAACCAGAUAUGGGCUCCCCGUCUGUAAAUUUAAUAGUGAGUCAUGAGGGUGUCGUUGAAUGGAAUCCAGUAGAAGUGUUCAAGUCAACUUGUGCAGCAGAUGUUCGGAAAUUCCCGUUUGACACACAAAAAUGCUCAAUGGUUUUUGAAACCCAGGGGUAUACAAAUCAAGAAAUAGAAAUACAUUCAGUUGAAGACCACAUUGACUUUCACGGUUAUGGGAUAACCUCCGGCUGGUAUGUAGAGGACACAGACAUUGAGACCCAAAGUGAAAAUGGUGCAGAAAUUCACAUAUUAUGUUCACUAACUUUGAGACGGAAUCCAACAUAUUUCAUCUUGAAUAUUUUUUUACCGAUCGUGCUUUUGUCAUUUAUGAACCUAUGUGUAUUCAUACUUCCUGUCCAGUCGGGAGAAAAGGCUAGUUUUGUGAUCACUGUGUUUCUUUCACUUGCCGUUUUUCUAACUAUUGUAAGCAGCAAUCUACCCGAAAACACCGACAAUGUAUCGAUCCUUAAUAUAUAUGUAUGUAUCUGCACGCUGCUCAGUGUAAUCAUCGCUUUUCUGACCAUCAUACAAAUACGACUGUAUCAUCGAGACUCGAACAUGCCAAUUCCACCUCUGCUGCUUAAACUGGUCAUCUUGUUUACCUCAAAGGGACGACGCAUUGACAAAGGUAGCACUGAUACAAUUCCAAAUAAAGCAGCACAAAAACAACAGAAGAAGAAUAUCAUUGAUGUUAUUCCUUUGGAUGAUACUAUACGUGAUGAUAAAAAGUAUGACAAAGAAACAUUGAAAAGCCUGAUAACGUGGCCAGAUGUUGUACAGGCAUUUGAUAAUAUUUUCCUGGUGGUAUUUUUGAUGAUUACAAUAAGUAUGACUAUGACUGUCCUAAUACUGGCAGCUCGUAAAGAGGAAUUGCCAGAGGAACACGAGUCACAUUGAAUUGUUUCAGAAAUAAAAAUAUAAUGCAGAAUAAAAGGGGAAAGAACAAUCAAUCUAUAACAGUGAAUAUUUGAAGCAUUUAACAGUUAUACAUUGAGCAUGUUUUACUUAACGUGAUAAUGAUUAUUGACCUUUUUACGACGCGGUCCGUUGCUAUGAAAAAAAUGACCGGAAGUAGUAUUUUCUCGUGCAUGCGCAAUAUGGGUAGGGCAAAAAGAGCAUUGUCCUACAUAGAAAUGUAGUUGAAAUUCAUAGACAAUUCCGAGUUAGUUUAAGGUAAAUAUUAGAAAAUCAUAUAAAAUAGCUUUUAAUAGAAACACAAAAGAUACAUGUAUAGCUUUGUGGCCAAGAUUGCUAUAAAAAGGCAUGGAAAAGACGAUUGUUUAAGAAUUCUCCCUUACGAUCACGGACCUGGCAUUGAGAUAAUUGUUGCAAUAAAUGUGGAAAUAUAUAUUAGCAAGUAAAGAAGUCAAAUUAAUAGUUGUUGAAAUCGUCCAUAUAAAAGCUUAAGAAGUUUUAUAUCUGGUUAUUAUGAAAAUAAGUCGGAAGACAUGAUAAUGCACUUUUAUUUUUCAGUUUACCUUAUUUUAUCCUUUAUCCGACUUGACUGUUAUGCCAAACAGAAAUUUUUUGUCACAUGAAUAUAAUAAUUUUUUUAACUCUUGUGAAGUAAAAAUGGGAGGUGAAAUUUUAUUCUUUAUAGGGUUAAGUAUUUUGUUUUUCUAUGUACAAAUUUGAUAGUUAAUUAUGUACUUUUUGCAAUA